CCCGCCCGCCCGCCCGGCUCGGCCCGCCGCGGCCCUCGGGCAUGUGAGCGGGAAGCCCGGGCUGCCGGCCGCCGGGAGCGCCCGCCCGGAGGAGGAGCAGCGGGAGCGCGGAGCCCGAGCCCAGCGCCUGGCCGAGUAGAUGUCCAUGCGGAGCCCCGUCUCUGCGCAGCUGGCCACGGAUGGCGCUGGCACCAUGGUGAACUGCACCGUGAAGGCUGAGGAGAGGAAGGAGCCGGGUCACGAGGCCCCCCAGGGCGUGGCCCCCGCCGCAGAGCCGCAGCCUGGAGACCCAGCCCUGGCGCCCCAGGAUACCCCUGACCCCCAAGCGCCACCGGCUCAGGACUGCAGCUCCCCUGAGAGCCACCGGUCCCCAGAGCCCAAGAGACCAGCCGCCUCCAAGGCCGCUUCCGGAAGCCAGGAGAAGCUAGACUUCAACCGCAACCUGCAGGAGGUGGUGCCGGCCAUCGAGAAACUGCUCUGCAGUGACUGGAAGGAGAGAUUUCUGGGAAGGAGCUUGGUGGAAACCAAAGAUGUCAAAGGGACUCAAGAGAGCCUGGCCGAGAAGGAGCUCCAGCUGCUGGUCAUGAUCCACCAGCUGUCCACCCUGCGGGACCAGCUCCUCACCGCCCACUCGGAGCAGAAGAACAUGGCCGCCAUGCUCUUCGAGAAGCAGCAGCAGCAGAUGGAGCUGGCCAGGCAGCAGCAGGAGCAGAUCGCCAAGCAACAGCAGCAGCUGAUCCAGCAGCAGCAUAAGAUAAACCUCCUCCAGCAGCAGAUACAGCAGGUCAACAUGCCUUAUGUCAUGAUUCCAGCCUUCCCCCCAAGCCACCAGCCUCUGCCUGUCACCCCUGAAUCCCAGCUGGCUUUGCCCAUUCAGCCCAUCCCCUGCAAACCAGGCACUAGCUCACAUCUCGCCUCUACCAGGAAGCCUGCUGGAACAAAGUUCCCUGACAACCCACCUCGGGGCGCUUAUCAGCACCUGCUAUGUGUGGAGUACCCGCUACAGCUGCUGCAUAGCCCCCCUGCCCCCGUGGUGAAGAGGCCCGGGGCCCUGGCCACCCACCACCCCCUGCAGGAGCCCUCCCAGCCCCUGAACCUCACAGCCAAGCCCAAGGCCCCUGAGCUGCCUUCCAGCUCCAGCUCUCCCGGCCUGAAAAUGAACAACUGUGGGCCGCGGCCCCCUAGCCACGGGGCCCCGACUCGGGACCUGCAGUCCAGCCCGCCCAGCCUGCCUCUAGGCUUCCUGGGUGAAGGGGACGCGGUCACCAAAGCCAUCCAGGACGCUCGGCAGCUGCUACACAGCCACAGCGGGGCCGUGGAAAGCCCCCCCAACCCGCCCUUCCGCAAGGACCUCAUCAGCCUGGACUCGUCCCCAGCCAAGGAGCGACUGGAGGAGGGCUGUGUGCACCCACUGGAAGAAGCCAUGCUGAGCUGUGACAUGGACGGCUCCCGCCACUUCCCCGAGUCCCGGAACAGCAGCCACAUCAAGAGGCCCAUGAAUGCCUUCAUGGUGUGGGCCAAGGACGAGCGGAGGAAGAUCCUCCAGGCCUUUCCCGACAUGCACAACUCCAGCAUCAGCAAGAUCCUUGGUUCCCGCUGGAAGUCCAUGACGAACCAGGAGAAACAGCCCUACUACGAGGAGCAGGCGCGGCUGAGCCGGCAGCACCUAGAAAAGUACCCGGAUUAUAAGUACAAGCCCAGGCCCAAGCGCACGUGCAUCGUGGAGGGCAAGCGGCUGCGCGUGGGCGAGUACAAGGCCCUGAUGAGGACGCGGCGCCAAGAUGCCCGCCAGAGCUACGUGACCCCCCCACAGGCCGGCCAGGUCCAAAUGAGCUCCCCGGAUGUCCUAUUCCCUCGUGUCACGGGCGUGCCCCUGGCCCAGCCCCUGGCGGACCACUACGUCCCCCAGAGCCUGGACCCCAACAUGCCCGUCAUCAUCAACACCUGCAGCCUCCGGGAGGUGGUGGAGGGCACCGACGACAGGCACUCGGUGGCGGAUGACGAGAUGUACCGGUACAGCGAGGAUGAGGACUCGGAGGAGGGUGAAGACAAGAGCGACGGGGAGCUGGUGGUGCUCACAGACUGAUGCCCCCUGCCCCCCCAGCCCGGGGAAGACCUUGCCCCCCCAAGCCAGUGGGUGCAACCAGCCGGCCUGGUCUAUGUUGGUACUUGGACUUGGGUGUGCCUAGAUGGGCGAAGCUGUGCAUGUGUAGAUCUAUCCAUCCAUUAGCAGAGAGAGUCCUCCUCUUCACCGCAGUCGAGGAGCCACUGGGCCGGGCCAGCGGAACCUGCUUGGGAGUGGGGGGGAUGAUGGGCUGAGCUGGCUGAGCUCCUUGGCCCUGAGGGCUGAACACCCAGGAC
This is a messenger RNA of Perognathus longimembris pacificus (Pacific pocket mouse), 2361 nucleotides long. RefSeq names its product SRY-box transcription factor 13 (gene Sox13). The coding region runs from base 140 to 2086 and encodes 648 amino acids. Lineage: Eukaryota; Metazoa; Chordata; Mammalia; Rodentia; Heteromyidae. The transcript has 15 exons. Gene Ontology annotation, biological process: cell fate commitment; regulation of transcription by RNA polymerase II. Gene Ontology annotation, molecular function: RNA polymerase II cis-regulatory region sequence-specific DNA binding; DNA-binding transcription factor activity, RNA polymerase II-specific. The record is from RefSeq and is a predicted model, not a curated record. Gene Ontology annotation, cellular component: nucleus.